GCCCGAUCCACACCUUUCCCACACGUUUAUUACCUCUCCGUUCGUGCAAGAUGCUCCGCAAUGGGAGAAAUCAGUGUGGUUUGACAGAUUCAGUCAAGGCUUUCGUAUUCCAGCGCUAACAUUAUGAGAUGGACAGAAGUCUCAGUCUCUUCAGGUCGAGACGUUUCAUGUACUAGGGAGGAGAUUUGAGAUUGCAGUAGAUAAGGUCGCCACCAUCUUGUACCAUGAUUAAGCGAGGAGUUUUUUUAUCUUCGUAAAAGAAACGACUGUGGCGCCUCUUCAUAAAAAGGGCGUUUGAUGUCUGCACAUACUACAAACUAAUAGCAUGUUGGAUCUGCACCAGCUCCAGCCUCCAAAAAUCCUAAGGAUGUCAUUCCAUUCCAUGAAUUAGGACACAUGUAUCUACCUAGAAGCAGUAGUUCUAACAAGAGCUGUUCAGGUUGACGAGGAGAUAAGAGCGGGAAGGGAGGCUGCCUCUGUCAAGUCCGAGUCGCGGACUUCGCGUGGCCGAAGCAGCUCCACUCCCCGGCCAGACCGCAAUAUUAGGACAAAGCAGAUUGAUCUUUUUUUUGAUUUUGAUAACGGAUACUAUAGUAGAUAGUUCAGUCGCUUUUUGGUUCUUCAUCUACGAUAGUUUUUCAAGGUGUCGGACCGAGGCGAGCUUUAGAAAGUUGUCAAGAAAGAGCUCCUUAUAAUCAGAUGAGUGUUGUGGCUGUCACUCGGGCAAGAAACUAGGUAUCUAUUUAGAGGAGCUUUCAUCGAGAAGUGAGAUGAUCAAUAUUGAUUUCAUAAAAUUAAAAUGUUGACUGUUGAGCUCGUCGUCUAAGAAAGAGUACGCCCCGAUGCGGGACAGUAG
This is a messenger RNA of Amoebophrya sp. A25, 856 nucleotides long. The record is from the annotation of a GenBank genome assembly. NCBI's taxonomy places the organism in Eukaryota, Dinophyceae, Syndiniales, Amoebophryaceae.